Molecule: messenger RNA, 2638 nt
Organism: Candoia aspera
Lineage: Eukaryota; Metazoa; Chordata; Lepidosauria; Squamata; Candoiidae
Gene: PAK5
Product: p21 (RAC1) activated kinase 5
Exons: 11
Coding region: 1-2499 (832 amino acids)
Biological process (GO): regulation of MAPK cascade; protein phosphorylation; apoptotic process
Cellular component (GO): cytoplasm
Molecular function (GO): ATP binding; protein serine/threonine kinase activity
Source: RefSeq, a predicted model, not a curated record
AUGACCCCUGUUAUCCGGGAGGAGUUUGAGCUGGUUGUUUCUGAGGAAGUGGACAGGGUCCUUGUGGCUGUGAGCUUAGCCAUCUGUGUUCUGGACCCAUGCCCCUCCAGGAAGCGUUUCUUACGCGGAGUUCCUCGGCUCUCGGCCACUGCGAGGCGAUCUCGAGUUCUGGCCAGCGGCAGCCCGGAUGUAGCAGCGCAACAGCCAGCCGGAGCCGCCGAGCGGUGCCUACUGGCCUUCCUCGCCAAGUGUGGCACCGCGGAGAGCAGGAACAUGGCGCUCAGAGCGAUGCAGCGCUGCCUUCCGGCUUGCGAGGCCGGCAACUCCGCCGCGCAGAAACGAGAGGGAGCCGGGCGCGAGCGGCGGAAUCACGCACCGCUGUCCUGGCGCCGGCCCGAACUGCUGUUCCUGAGGAGGGCGGGUCCGCGCGUUUCUGGGUGUGCGCGAAACCUUGGGCGAAGUGGGAACCGGGCGUCGCGCUGCUCAGAAAUAAGCCUGCUGCUGGGUGGCGAGAAGCCUCAGUUGCCCAAAACCAAUUCGACCAUCGUUAGAGGAAAUAAACCUUGCAAGGAUGCUUCAAUCAAUGGCUUGCUGGAAGAAUUUGACAAUAUCUCUGUGACCCGUUCCAACUCACUUCGGAAGGAGAGCCCUCCCACGCCUCACCUGAGAUCCUCGAACCAUAUAGAAAUCCACCAGCAAGAAAAUGGCUUCAUCACCUAUUCUCAGUAUUCCAGUGAGUCAGAAACAGGGACUGAUUUCCUUGCCGAAAAAUACAGAGACAAACGCCUUCAUGGGGAGGAAGCAGACAGAUACUCCCAAGGUAGCUGUGCUGCAAAGCAAAACGGACACGUGGCAAAAUUGAAAUCCAGUGAGAUGUAUUUUUCUGAAGCCAAGCCCCUGAAGUCUGACAUCUCUAGGUUCCUACCAGAUUACCACGCUCCUUUGGAAACAAAAAGUAAGCUGAAUGAGUAUGGUGGCCUGAAGCUGGAAUAUCAGAGGGCACCUAGUCACUCUUCUCUGGAUUACAAAGAGCCCUUUCAUUAUGCUCUCUCUAGAAGUUCUCUUCACAGUCAAUGCUCCAGAGAGAGACUAGAAUACAGUGACAGCGAGUGGUCCAAGGAUGAUUAUGACAAAAGACCAAAAUCAUCCUAUGUGAACCAGUCAAGUCCUCAACCAACCAUGAGGCAAAGGUCAAGGUCAGGGUCCGGCCUCCAAGAGCCAAUCAUGCCCUAUGGAGCAAGUGCUUUUAAGUCCAAUCAGCAAGGGUAUUCAUAUAGUUCCUACACCUACCCUCGGUUGUCGGAAACAGCAGCCGGCGUUCCAAAGCUGGAUUACGAUCGAGCACAGAUGGUAGUAAGUCCACCCCUUUCUGGAUCAGACACUUAUCCUCGAGGCCCAACGAAGCUACCUCAGAGUCAGUGCAAAGCCACCUAUUCAAGCAGUGGCUAUCAGUACUCAGCUAUCUAUCACAAAUUCUCUCACUUUAACCACCAGCCUUCUCUGCAGCCAAGCUCACAUUAUACUUCUACAGCUUCUUAUCCAAGCUCCCCCAGCAUCACUUCAAGUAGUUAUCCUCCGCCAAGUUGGGGCUCAUCCUCAGAUCAACAACCCUCAAGGGUAUCACAUGAGCAGUUCCGAGCAGCUUUGCAACUGGUGGUGAGCCCCGGGGAUCCUCGAGAAUACUUGGACAACUUUAUCAAAAUUGGGGAAGGCUCCACUGGUAUUGUUUGCAUCGCCACAGAGAAGCACACAGGGAGGCAAGUGGCUGUGAAAAAGAUGGACCUCAGGAAACAGCAAAGAAGGGAAUUGCUCUUCAAUGAGGUUGUUAUCAUGAGAGACUAUCACCAUGAAAAUGUGGUCGACAUGUACAACAGUUACUUGGUGGGAGACGAGCUGUGGGUUGUGAUGGAGUUUCUGGAAGGUGGUGCUUUGACAGAUAUAGUGACUCAUACACGAAUGAAUGAAGAACAGAUUGCUACUGUUUGUCUGUCUGUCCUAAGAGCAUUGUCCUACCUUCACAAUCAAGGAGUUAUUCACAGGGAUAUAAAGAGUGACUCUAUACUCCUCACUAGUGAUGGGCGGAUAAAACUCUCAGAUUUUGGAUUCUGUGCCCAAGUUUCAAAAGAUGUUCCAAAAAGGAAAUCGCUUGUUGGAACCCCAUAUUGGAUGGCACCUGAAGUGAUCUCAAGACUACCUUACGGAACUGAGGUGGACAUCUGGUCUCUUGGCAUCAUGGUGAUAGAAAUGAUAGAUGGGGAACCACCUUAUUUCAAUGAGCCACCUCUCCAGGCCAUGCGCAGAAUCCGAGACAACAUACCACCAAGAGUGAAGGACCUACACAAGGUCUCAUCAGUUCUCCGUGGAUUUUUAGACCUGAUGCUGGUAAGGGAACCUUCACAGAGAGGAACAGCACAAGAACUCCUGAGACACCCAUUUCUAAAACUCGCUGGGCCUCCUCCUUGCAUAGUGCCUCUCAUGAGGCAGUAUCGGCACCACUAAAUUCAGCUGCUUUCAUUUAUUUGUUUUCCGGGAACCAAGUGAAGCAAUGAAGUUGGGUGGUAACUGCCAAAUCAGCAGCAAGCAGUAAUGAACACACCCAGUGAGAACUGUCCCAUUGCUGACAUGGCUCAGCACACUG